AUGUCGUCUCCGUCGUCUGCAGGCAAACGCAAGCGCAGUGCUUCCCAUCUUGCCACGAAGCCCAAUCCCGCCGAUCUCUUGCAGCCUUCGUCGCGCGAUGCGUCCGGUGAAGAGGGCGAUGAGUCGACCGCCCCCGCAACUCCCUCAUCCAUCAAACACAAGCAGCAUGCUCCCGCUAACGUAACGUCCGCGACGACCGUCCCGCCUACCAAACGGGCCCGGAAGAGCUCGAUCGACGACAGUUCGAUCAAUGCACAGACAGCGGAGGACCCGUCCGGAAUCAGCAAAGAGGACCCCGGCGAACCCUCCGAAACCACGGUCGCCAGCAGUGAUAUCGAGAACCAGAGUAAGGGCCGACCCGGGUUACAUGUACAGACCCGACAGGACCUGGAACCGCCUGAGAAGGCCGGUUUGCAGAAUCCCGUGGGUUACACUACGAACCCGCCGCCCACGGGACGCCCGGUUCGGGUGUAUGCCGAUGGUGUGUUUGAUUUGUUCCACAUGGGUCACAUGCGUCAGCUCGAGCAGGCCAAGAAGGCUUUCGCCGAUGUGCAUCUAAUGGUCGGCGUUACGGGAGAUGAAGAGACUCAUCUGCGGAAGGGUCUCACGGUGUUGAGCGGCGCAGAACGAGCGGAAACUAUACGCCACUGCAAAUGGGUGGACGAAGUGAUUCCCAAUUGCCCUUGGAUCGUGACGCCGGAAUUUAUCGACCAACACCAGAUCGACUACGUUGCGCACGAUGACCUCCCCUAUGGUGCCGCGGAGGGCGACGACAUCUAUGCUCCGAUCAAGGCCCAAGGAAAGUUCCUAGCCACUCAGCGGACUGAAGGCGUCAGCACCACAGGGAUUAUCACACGGAUCGUCCGUGAUUAUGACCAAUACAUUUCCCGUCAAUUCAAACGCGGUGCCUCCCGACAGGAAUUGAACGUCUCGUGGCUUAAGAAGAACGAACUGGAAAUCAAGCGCCAUGUGUCUGAGAUCCGGGAUAACAUUCGCACAAACUGGUCGACCACCGGCCAAGAAUUGGGACGCGAAUUGCGGCAGCUCUGGCAGAACAGCCGGCCCGGCAGCCCGGCCCCGAGCGCCCGGAACAGCGUUGAUCUGGGUAGCACUCGUGGAGGCCUGAUCAGUCCGACCACGGGGGCCAAGUCCCAUCUGUCGCGGGUGGAGACUUUGGGCCGUCCGGACAGCCCCGUGGGAAAUGGACGGAACGAGGACUUUGCGACCGGUUACAGUCUGGGCUUGAUCGGUGGUGUAAGAGCAUGGAUGCGCAGCCGUCGGUCCCUUGUGGAAAGCCGAGCUCAUUCUCCGACUAGCGAAGAGGAACAUGACUCGGAACAAGAACGGAGCAAUGGCCAUGUCAGCAGUACGGCCGAAACCCCAGCCCAUGCCGGGGUUCACUCCGCGUAA
This is a messenger RNA of Aspergillus melleus, 1410 nucleotides long. It is a transcript of the gene PCT1, whose product is annotated as choline-phosphate cytidylyltransferase. Gene Ontology annotation, biological process: CDP-choline pathway. Gene Ontology annotation, molecular function: choline-phosphate cytidylyltransferase activity; phosphatidylcholine binding. The transcript has 4 exons. The record is from RefSeq and is a predicted model, not a curated record. Gene Ontology annotation, cellular component: nuclear envelope. NCBI's taxonomy places the organism in Eukaryota, Fungi, Ascomycota, Eurotiomycetes, Eurotiales, Aspergillaceae. Bases 1 to 1410 code for a protein of 469 amino acids.